Messenger RNA from Hirsutella rhossiliensis, 1929 nucleotides. RefSeq names its product kinase. Bases 1 to 1929 code for a protein of 642 amino acids. NCBI's taxonomy places the organism in Eukaryota, Fungi, Ascomycota, Sordariomycetes, Hypocreales, Ophiocordycipitaceae. Gene Ontology annotation, molecular function: protein kinase activity; ATP binding. The record is from RefSeq and is a predicted model, not a curated record. The transcript has 6 exons. Gene Ontology annotation, biological process: protein phosphorylation.
AUGGGGCAAGAGACAGCCCUUGAUCUCCAUUCGCCCCUCAACAAUCGAAACGUGGCAUCCGAACUGGCGACUAUUUUAGGGCAUCUUCGUCAAGGCCACUACGACUACGGCCACUUCUUUCCGCUGGUUAAACUCGUCACUCAAAAGGCGUCCGACGCCAAGAUCUGGAACGCCGUGCUUGAUCUUGUCGCCGCUCUUACCCGAGUAACGCCUCCUGCAAGCGUUCCUGCGACAUUCGACAGCACGCCUAUUACCCAUUCCUCCGCUUCCCAGCAAGGUACCGAACAGACACGAGAGGUGGUGGAAAGAAAGGUCUUUGAGGAGAUCAGAUUUUGCACAUACCGCGACGUGGAAGGAUUCUUUGAGAAAUACUUCGAGGGGAAAACCUGGACAAGCCGUGCCUUGGGCAUCUAUGAGGCGAUAAAGGACCAACACGUCGAUGGCGCGUGGACCGGCCUUCCGAAUCCGCCCGUGCAGGACGGAGUUCUGGAUUGGUGGUUCCGAUUCCAGGAUGACUUCCUCUCGGAGGAACGACGCCGCUACUAUUCGACCACGAACCCGAAGGAUCUUGUCGAUGCCGCGCACGACUGGAGGGAUGUCGAAGUGAUUGGCGAGCUCAAGGCGUCCAAUAACAACAAAAAGGCGACGCUUCUCCAGAUCGGCCGAUACGUGCGAGAUGUUUUCUCCUGCCAGCCGACACGUCGUCCUGGCGCGUUCGAUAUCCAUGACAAGCCCAAACGGUUCAUACAGGUGAUCGCCGGUUACGCAAUGAUGAAUGAUGAAGAACUGGGGUUGGACACGUUUACAGAGCUGGAUGGCAACAGUCGCUUGAUACACGUUGACCAAGACGGGACUUCAGGCAGGAAGAGGCUGCGGUUGGAGUCGCAGCCUUUCACCCGUCAACGGGCAGUCGUCUGCCGUGGGACGUCUUGCUAUCUCACGAAGCCUCCGGACUUCGAGGAUUGGAGUUAUGUCGUCAAGUUCUCCUGGACGUCCGACAGGCGAAAGCCAGAGGCAGACCUUCUCAGAUUGGCCCGUCAGAGAGGAGUUGAGGGCAUUGCCGACUUGAUCGGCCAUCGUCGCAUAACCAGCAUCAAUGAGAUGCGAUCAGGCCUGAUAUUCACAAAACCUUACACCUUUCGAGGUGCUCCAAGCUCUGCCGAGCUUCCAGGCUUAAGCAUCGCUGACAGGCCGUUAAGAAAGCGCAAGUCGGCUGAUGUCAGCCUGAAACCCUCUAAGCGAUCAAGGUCCAACAGUCAAAAGUCGAGCCAAAAACAAAACGAGGUCACGUACGAUGUGGAAGGAGCCCAAGGAACGAGUCUGCUCGCUCCCAACAGCGGACCGUAUGAUAAUCGAGUCUUUCGAUGUCUCGUAAUCUCCCCAGCUGGCCGGGCGAUCCACAAGUACGAAACGAAAUCGGAGCUUCUAGGGGCGCUUUGCGAUGCCAUCAAGGCACACAGGUUCCUACACCUCAAAGGCAACAUCCUGCACCGGGACAUUUCCGAGAACAACAUAAUCAUAACCGACCGCAAAACGACUGGCCACAUGGGCAUGCUGAUCGACCUGGACCUUGCCAAGGAGCUGGGCAGCGGGCGCAGCGGGGCGCGCUGUCGCACUGGGACGAUGGAGUUCAUGGCAGUUGAGGUCCUGCAAGGGAUCUCUCACACUUACCGGCAUGAUCUAGAGUCGUUCUUCUAUGUGCUCCUCUGGCUGUGUGGUCGUCGUGGCAGCUAUCGAGAGAUUGCGAGCGCCAAACGAGGGCAUAUGCACGUUGAUGGAUUUGAGGACAUCUUGGAGGAAUUUCCGCAACCCAAGUUCGACUGGGACGGGCUCUUUGUCGGGACACCGAAGGAUCCGGAGAUUCUCUAUGGGCCAAUCAUCAAAGCAUUUGACAAGGCUAUUGAUGAGAUCAAGGCGAUGGAAGGAUAA